This is a messenger RNA of Arthroderma uncinatum, 1860 nucleotides long. RefSeq lists its product as uncharacterized. The record is from RefSeq and is a predicted model, not a curated record. The transcript is spliced from 2 exons. Gene Ontology annotation, cellular component: plasma membrane. Lineage: Eukaryota; Fungi; Ascomycota; Eurotiomycetes; Onygenales; Arthrodermataceae. Gene Ontology annotation, biological process: copper ion import; iron ion transport; intracellular iron ion homeostasis. Gene Ontology annotation, molecular function: ferric-chelate reductase activity. Bases 1 to 1860 code for a protein of 619 amino acids.
AUGUCGCACAAUCAUGGUGGUGCGGCGCCGACAGGGGACGGGGUGCCGUCCUACUUCGAGAUGCAGCGCAUGUACUGGGCGGUCGUCGGGACCGCAGUGGGCAUAGCGACCGCCUGCAACAUCGCCAACAAGAUAGUCGCCGUGCAGAGACUCGCCGACACGACGAGAACGCCGGCCAAGCCAAAGUCGCUCGUCUUCAACAUCUAUGCCACAAUGACAGCGGUGACGAGAGAAUACUCGUCCGCAAGCACCGGGCCGCUGAAGAUGGGACGGUGGGAGUUUGAGCCUACGCCCUUCGGCAGACUCAGUCUGGCCCUCGCCAACUUCAUCGCCGUCAUGGUCUUCUGCUUCUACAAGCUCAACACCAUGGACCAGUGGCAGUGGGAGACCGUCGGGUACCGGACGGGUUUCAUGACCGUCGCCCAGCUACCACUUAUCCUGCUGCUGGCCGGCAAGAGGAACAUCAUCGGGUUUCUCACGGGCUCCAGCUACGAACGGCUCAACUGGCUGCAUCGAUGGACGGCCAGGACGCUCUGGCUGACGGCCACGGUGCAUAUGGGCUUCUGGUUCCGCAGCUGGGGGCGCUUCAACUACAUCGCUACAAAAGUCAGGACGGACCCCCUGACACAGAGAGGCAUCGCCGCCUGGUCCAUACUCACCUUCAUCCUCUUUGCCUCCAUGGCGCCUGUUAGACGGUGGAGUUACGAACUUUUCUUCCUCUCCCAUGUCCUCACUUUCUCGGGUUUCAUUGCCGCCGCCUGGUUGCAUGCUGCCAAUGAGGUCAAGAUGUGGGUGUGGGUGUCGAUCGCCCUCGUCGUGUUUGACCGUGUUGCCAGGUGGGCGGUCAUGAUAUGGACAAACCUCGCCAUCUUCCGUCGGUCCUCUACUACUACUUCUUCCUCCUCGCUGUGGGCAAACUAUGCAACAUUCACUCCCUUGGCCGGAGACGUGACCAAGGUCACCAUCCGCAACCCAGUCGCCUCCUGGCGGCCAGGUCAACAUGUCUUCCUAUCAGUUCCGACCCUACUCCCGUUCCAAAGCCAUCCAUUCACCAUCGCCUCUCUCCCGUCAGACAACAAGAUGGAAUUCCUCAUCCGUGCCGAAGGGGGCGCCACCCGGACCAUCCACAACCACGCAGCAAAGUUUACUGGUAUUGCCAACGUCAACUCCGAGAAUGCCGACUCGACUCGUCUGGUUACUUUGGACGGACCAUACGGCGCUAUCCGGCCCCUCCGCCAGUUCGACAGCGUGGUCUUCUUCGCCGGCAGCAUGGGUGCAACUUUCACCGUCCCUCUGCUCCGCGACAUCGUCGAAGGGUGGAAGGCAGAACAUCUCUCCAGCGUUGCACCCGUUACCAAACGUGUCCGCUUCAUCUGGGCCAUCCGUUCCCGCUCCCAUCUCUCCUGGUUCCAGAAUGAGUUGGAAUCCCUCAUGCAGGACCUAGAAGACUGUCGAGCAGCAAAUGGGAAAUUCGUCGCUACUCUCGAUGUAAAUAUCUAUCUCACUUCGGAUCCUCAUCUGUCUUCUUCCAGUCCGUCGUCUCAUGCUGCCGGCCUUCACCUGCAGCGUACUCCGUCGACGGAUUCGGAUCUGCCCAGUCCAGCUUCACAUUAUGCGUCUGAGAAACGGAUAUCUGUUGACUCGCCAGCUUGCAUCACCUCGGGUAGACCGGAUAUCAACAAAAUCAUUUUGUCGAUGUUGGAGGUAGCCGAGGGGGAGAGCGGUGUUGUCGUUUGUGGACCCCAUGGGCUAAGUGCAGAUGUAAGGCGCAACGUUGUCUCCUUGUCCGAUGAGAGAGCUGUACACAAGGGCACAGGUGCUCAGGGUAUAUAUCUGCAUGUCGAGGAGUUUGGGUUCUAA